Molecule: messenger RNA, 339 nt
Organism: Eucalyptus grandis
Lineage: Eukaryota; Viridiplantae; Streptophyta; Magnoliopsida; Myrtales; Myrtaceae
Product: BAHD acyltransferase BIA1-like
Exons: 1
Coding region: 1-339 (112 amino acids)
Source: RefSeq, a predicted model, not a curated record
AUGUUCUCGUCUGACGACGUAAUUGCGAUUGCAGCAGCGGGGGACUUCUUCGGAAAAUGGAAGGAGGAGUCGAGGUUCUACAGGUGCUCAAGCCUGUGUGGGUUCCGCUUCUACGAGGUCGACCUCAGGUCCGGGAAGCCGGCGUGGGUGACGUGCCUGAGCCAGGCAAAGAACUUCGUGUAUAUGGCGGACGCGAAGGGCGGGGAUGGGAUCGAUGCUUGGGUGACGCUGGACAGGCGUGACAUGGCCGUCUUCCAGCGGGACUGGAAGCUCCUCGCCUACAUCGCCUCGAACCCUGGCGUCCCGUACUAUGUAAUGCAUCAUUCUCUAUGUGAUUGA